Messenger RNA from Coturnix japonica (Japanese quail), 3743 nucleotides. It is a transcript of the gene CTSO, whose product is annotated as cathepsin O. Gene Ontology annotation, molecular function: cysteine-type peptidase activity. The record is from RefSeq and is a predicted model, not a curated record. Lineage: Eukaryota; Metazoa; Chordata; Aves; Galliformes; Phasianidae. Gene Ontology annotation, biological process: proteolysis.
GUUUCUUUUUGUUGUGUUGGGUUUUUUUUAAGCAACCGCAUGGUUUGGUAUUGCCUCUCCAAAAGUCCUCUGCUGCCCCCAUGUGUUUCAAAGUUAUUGAUGCCACUACAGCUAUCAGUUCCUUUACCAGCAAGGUAGACUGGAAGGAGCUGUUGGUUUAUCAUGAAGUACUGUGGGUUUUGUUGUUGUUUUUCACUUCCUCUGACAGAUAAUAAUGCCGAUAACGUAAUCUCACCCCAGAAAAUAGAGUUUCCCACUGCUGACAAGUAGUAAAGUCACACCGGGGGAUACAGCGGGCAAGCACUGAUCGAGCCACUUAGGACCUCCUCCAACAUGAGUUACCAGUAUAAAAUAAGAUAGUUCUUGUUUGUGUUCGUUUUAAAGCCAUUUCCCAGAAGAGAGCAAACUCGGUUACCCGAAGCAGGAGCGGGGCACCUCGUUGCCUCAGAACUAGGAAAUAAACACGACAGAACCCGCUCACUCACACUUGAGUGAGGAAACGCUGCAGAAACCGAGUUGACUCCGGACCACCAACGCGAACCGCCCCAAGGAAGCGACCGGCCGUCUCGAGCACGCACACGCAGCCACAUUUUCGCUUGCUCCUCACUGAGCCUUCACAUGCUAAGAGCUACAAAAUGCGUUUCUGCUACUCAAAGAAAUAGCUACGCUCUCUCUCCUAAAACUCUGCAACAAGUCCAGCCCUCAGGGACAGCCAUCACCUCUCGCCCUUUCCUGCCUCGCAGCCAGCAGCUGCAGCGCCCAGUAGCCGUGCCCCCCGGCUUGCACGCAGCCUUGGAAACGAAAAGCCCGUCCCCGCCUCUCCCUGCAAGGAGCCGGCUACGAGCCGUGCCGGAGUGGGGGUGUCUCUCGAGACCCCACCCGCUAUGACUCGGCAGCCGGAGGCGGAGCGGGCAGGAAGCCGGCAGGGAACGAGGCGCGGCCGAGUUAACCCGCGGUGAUGGGGGUACUAGCGCUGGGGCUGGCGUGCUGUCUGCUGAGAGCGGCCAAGGCCGCGUUCCCGGUGCCCCCGGGUACUGCGGGGAGUCCUCCGUGGGAUGGAGGAGGAGGAGGGGAGGAAGAAGCGGCGGCGCUGCGGGAAAGUGCUAAAAGAAUUAGUUUACUGAAUUCACCAUCAAACGAUAAUGGAACUGCUUUCUAUGGAAAAAAUCAGUUUUCUCACCUGUUCCCAGAAGAGUUCAAAGCUAUUUACUUAAGAAGCAUACCUCACAAACUCCCCAGAUACAUAAAAGUGCCAAAGGGAAAGGAAAAACCUUUGCCAAAGAAGUUUGACUGGAGGGACAAGAAAGUCAUUGCAGAAGUGAGAAAUCAGCAGACAUGUGGAGGCUGCUGGGCUUUCAGUGUUGUGGGUGGAAUAGAGUCUGCCUAUGCAAUUAAAGGAAAUAAUCUGGAAGAACUCAGCGUACAGCAGGUUAUCGAUUGUUCAUACAGUAAUUAUGGCUGCAGCGGUGGUUCCACAGUAACUGCUUUGAGUUGGCUGAAUCAGACAAAAGUCAAACUUGUGAGAGAUUCAGAGUACACUUUUAAAGCUCAGACAGGACUGUGCCAUUAUUUUGCUCACUCGGAUUUUGGAGUUUCAAUAAGAGGAUUUGCUGCAUAUGACUUCAGUGGUCAGGAAGAGGAAAUGAUGAGAGUACUUGUUGACUGGGGUCCUUUGGCAGUAACAGUAGAUGCAGUUAGCUGGCAGGAUUAUCUUGGUGGGAUCAUACAGUAUCACUGCUCCAGUGGAAAAGCAAACCAUGCUGUACUUAUCACUGGUUUUGACAGAACAGGUACCAUUCCUUACUGGAUUGUACAAAACUCUUGGGGCCGUACAUGGGGAAUAGAUGGCUAUGCUCGUGUUAAGAUAGGCAGCAAUGUCUGUGGUAUAGCAGAUACAGUUUCAUCAGUAUUUGUUUGAUUUUGGCUGAAGACCAGGAUUAUCAUUUGGCAUACGUUAUAUGUGAAGAUGCAGCAUUUCCUAAAAUAAGGACAAACUAUAUGAAGAAUUCCUGCUUUUUAAGCAGUACAGGAAGUGGUUGGCUGGAAUUUUUAGAUAUGUUUUUAUGUAUAUUAUAUGUUUUUGUGUUAUGUAUCAAAUCCCCCAUGGAAUAAGAUGACUUUGAAUCAACCACAAAGCCUGCAGAAGGAAGUUGUGGAGAUAGAUUGAAACUGCUAUGUAGAAUUUAGGUACUGAAUACUAAAAAGUACAUCCCAUUAAAAAUUUUCUCGAGAAAAGAAGUGAUAGCAAAUAAGGAAUGUGAACCCAAUAAUCAGUGGUGUGAUGGAGUAUAAUUAAAAUGAUUUAAGCAUCAGGAGCACAAUGGCUGCUUUUUAUUAGGAGAGAAGGGUGCUAAGAGAAAAAAGUUCUGUUUUGCUACCUGCUUUGGCUUUUCUAGUAUCUCUGGUUGAGACAUGUUUUUGUCUUCCACGUUUUUGUGAAAUUCUACUUUUUUUUUUUUUUUUUCCUUUCUCUAAAACUAGAUGAACAAAGGAGUGAAAUAGCCACAAAGCAAUUUCCUGAGCAGGGUCUCUGUAAUGCUGUAGUCCUUCUAUUCCACUCUUUUUCCUUUCUUGAGUAGAUAGAACUUCAGAGCUCUUCCAAGUUGGAAGGUGUAUUUUGAAAAGGGCCUCAAAUAUAAUAGUCUUCUGAAUUAAUUUGUUAAAUGGGUAGGAAAGCAAGAAGAAAACUGUACUUAGAUGAACCAAGACAGUUCUAGUAGUUUAUCAUCCUCUGCCCUGCCAGGACAGAAAUGUUUGCAACAGAACCAUUCUGUGCCUUACUAGCUGUCGAUUCCCCACACCUCCUCUCUUCUCUGCUUCACAGCUAACAAUGGAACAGCUGUGAAACAAAUUAAGAAAUUAUCUGUCAUAGAAAAAGUCUGGUAGUAGAUAGUUGUAAGCUAUUUGCAUAUUCCAAGUAGAGUAGGCUUCCCUACAAAAGUAUUAAACUCAGUUGACCUUGUAGGAGAGACUUGCUGAGAGUAAUAAGGUGGUUCCAGCUUUGCUGAUCUGUAUAACUACAGCUGGAGGCAAAUGUAACUAGAAUGGACAACUAAACACGCAUUUCUAAGAUGCUCAGACUCUGUCACCUGGAAUGCUUUAUCAGUGUCCUUUAUUGAGGAGUAUUAUGAAAAGUAUUGAAGCAGUUCUAUAUUUUUGGUACAUGCUGUACCCUCCUAAUGAUCAGUGUAAUGUUUUUACAACAGAUGCCAUGAAUGUUCAUCACUCUCUCUUGUACUGUCACCUUAGGCCUUCUGUUUUUAAGAGUCAGUAUUUUAAGUGGGGGGAAAAAAGACUUAGGUGCUAAAUGUUAGGUGCUAUUCCUCUCUCUAACAGGCUCAAACUUGAGAAUAAUAAAAGGGAAACAUUUUGUGUAGUACAGCCAUACCCUUAGCAGAUUACAGACAACAGAUAGCACACUUCCCUGAUGGGAUAAGAACAGCUAAACUUCUAAAUUGGCAUAGAAGUAAUGUGUUUUUAUAGAAGUAUCAAACAUUGAAGUUCCAGCUAUGCUUCUGAAGUGAUACAACCAAGAUUAAUUGGAGUACACAGAUACAGAACAACUCACCAAAAAUUGAAGCCUGCAGCAAAUGUAUUUUCUAGAGAAGCAUUUAGCAACAGUCCAUCUAAUGAGAAGAUGAUACAGCCUUAUCUACUUGGUGAUCAAAGUCACCUCACUUUUAUGAUGUAACAAUUUUAUCCUUGUUUCAAUGAUAUCUUGAUUAAAAAACAUUUUAAACAGC